UCUAGAAAUUUUUCUUGAAUCUGAAUCAGAACCACCAUCAAAAUAUCUCACAUCCACUGGGAGUUCAUCAACAUCUGCUACAAGAACACCAAAUCCGGAAUAUAAGGUAUGGAAACGCCAAGAUCGCCUUAUCUCCUCAUGGCUUCUAGGGUCCAUGAGUGAAGAAAUACUAAAUCAGAUGCUUCAUUGCAAAUCUGCAAAAGAAAUUCGGGGAACUAUUUAAGAUGUUUGCUAUGGUGGCUUCCCCCGACCUAAAUAUUGACAACAAUUGGUAUCCUGAUUCGGGAGCUACAAACCAUUUAACUCAGAGCUUGAGCAACCUAUCUACUGGAUCUAAGUACGGGGAGGAAUUCAAAUAUAUGCAGCAAAUGGGUUAGGUUUUCCAAUCACUCAUUAUGGUUCUAUGUCAUUUAACUCCUCUAUAUUACCAUUCAAAUCGUUUACACUAAAUAACUUUUUCCAUGUUCCAUUCAUUACCAAAAAUUUAAUCAGUGUUUCACAAUUUGCUAAAGAUAAUCAUGUUUUCUUUGAAUUUCACCCCACUUUGUGUUAUGUGAAGGAUCUGGAUACUGGCCAAGUACUUCUUCAAGGACUACUCAAUGAUGGGCUCUACAAAUUUACCAUCCAACCAUCACAUAAAAGACUUCACCAUUCUGAACUCAACACCAAGUCUGUUUUCAAUACAGUUGUACCUAAAUCUAAUACUCACUUACUUGAUCUAUCGCAUAGAAGACUAGGUCAUCCCCAUUUACCUACUGUUAAAGAUGUUUUGAAUCACAUUGACUAUUCUUCUGGAACUAGGAAUAAAAUGACUUUUUGUGAAGCAUGUGCAUUGGGCAAACAUCAUGCCCUUCCUUUCUCUCACUCCCUUACUCAUUAUACACAUCCUUUACAAAUUAUUAGUUGUGAUUUAUAGGGUCCUGCAAUAAAUGUAUCUCAUAAUUGUUUUAGUUACUACAUAAGUUUUGUUGAUGCCUAUAGUAGAUACACCUGGAUAUAUUUCUUAUAUUCCAAGCCUGAUGCUUUUUUAACCUUUCAAAAUUCAAAACCUGUGUUGAAAAGUCUCUUGGUCAAUCAAUUAAAAGUCUUCAAACUGAUGGUGGUACUGAAUUUAAACCAUUCAAACCUUUUCUUGAUCAACAUGGCAUUAAACAUAGGAUAACAUGUCCUUACACUUCAAAGCAGAAUGACAUAGUUGAGAGAAAACAUAGGCAUAUCAUGGAAAUGGGUCUUACAUUGCUAUCUCAAGCCACUGUACCUCUAUCAUUCUGGGAUGAAGCCUUUUCCACUAGUGUCUAUCUCAUAAAUCGUUUGCCUACCUCAGUACUUGAUAAUAUAAGCCCGUUAGAUAAGCUAUUUGGUUGGAAACCUAACUUUCCUUCUUUUCGAGUCUUUGGCUGUAAAUGUUAUCCCUAACUUCGACCCUACCAAUCACAUAAACUAUCUCUCCAAUCCACACCAUGUACUUUCCUAGGAUAUAGUACAUCACAUAAAGGGUACAAAUGUCUAGCUUCAGAUGGUCGCCUUUUCAUUUCUAAACAUGUAUUAUUUGAUGAAAAUUCAUUUCCAUAUGCAUCAUUUUCAUCUCAUUCUAGCAUGCUCAAAUCUAAAAAUGUCCUAUCUCCACCAUUUCACUCAAUAAUUCAAUCAUCCCUUAUAAACCAUAAUGAGGAUAGGCGACACACUGACACAGUUUCUGAUAACACUGAUCAUCUAAACCCUACUAUUGUGUAUCCUUUAGAGACAGGUACUCAAGAGAGCUCUCGGGAUGAUGGUAACAUUAGAGGUAUUACUCAAUCUCUAAGUCCUAUGGAACCACAACAUCAAAUUGACUCUGGUAUGAACACUCAACUUCAAUCUACAUCCGUUCAUCUCAUGAUAACACGGAGUAAGUAUGGUAUUUUCAAACCAAAGGCAUUCUUGAUUGAUUAUACUCAAACUGAACCUUGUAAUGCCAAGGAAGCUUUUAAACAUCCUCAUUGGAAAAAGGCCAUGGAAGAAAAGUUUGAAGCCUUACAGAAAAAUGACACAAAAUCCUAAUCAAAAAAUUGUUGUUUGCAAAUGGGUUUUUAAGAUAAAAAGGAAUUCGUAUGGGUCUAUUGCUAGAUAUAAAGCACGCUUAGUUGCUAAAGGGUUUCAUCAAACACCUAAUAUUGAUUACAAUGAAACAUUUAGCCCUAUUAUGAAAUUCGUUACUAUUCCCAUGCUCUUAACUAUAACAAUUAUGAAAGGAUGGAGUAUACGUCAAUUAGAUGUUAAUAAUUCUUUUCUUUAUAGCAAUUUAGAUGAAAGAUGUUUACAUGGAACAACCAUUUGGUUUUGAAGUUAAAAGCUGUUAUCCUAUGGUUUGUCAUUUGAAAAGGCUCUUUAUGGUCUUAAACAAGCCCCUCGAGCAUGGUAUGAAAAGUUGAGCUCAAGUUUACAUUCCCUUGGAUUUAGAACUUCCAAGGCUGAUACAUCUUUAUUAAUACGUGUUACUCCUACAUCUUGUUGCUAUGUCUUGAUUUAUGUUGAUGAUUUGAUUAUUAUGGGCAACUCUAAGAAAUAUGUGAAUUCUUUAGUUCAUUCUUUAAACAGCCAAUUUGCACUUAAGGAUUUGGGAAAGUUGAGCUACUUUCUUGAAGUUGAGGUGUCAUACCCAACUAAUGGAGGUUUGUUUUUAUCUCAAUCAAAGUAUAUUACUGAUUUAUUACAGAGAACAAAAAUGUUAGACGCUAAACCUAUCUCUACAUCUAUGGUAAGUGGUCCUUUACUUUCUGCUUUUCAAGGGGAACUAUUUCAUGAUGUGCAUCUGUAUAGAAGUAUUGUUGGUGCAUUACAGUAUGCCACACUUACUCAUCCUGAGAUAUCAUAUAGUGUCAAUAAAGCUUGUCAAUUUAUACAUACUCCAAAACAUACACACUGGCAGCUUGUGAAGAAAAUUCUAAGAUAUCUUAAAGGUGUACUAUAUCAUGCUUUAUGGCUUAGCAAGUCUGAUAAUAUGUCUUUAGAUGGUUUUGUUGAUGCGAAUUGGGCUUCUGAUCCAGAUGAUAGAAAAUCUACUUCUGGUUUUUGUGUUUAUUUUGGAAAUAACUUAGUAUCUUGGGGUUCCAAGAAACAGUCUAUUAUUGACAGGUCUAGUACUAAAGCUGAAUAUCGUUGCCUUACUCUUUUGGCAACCGAACUGGAAGAACUUUUGGAGUUGCAGGAUCAAAAUCUUGCUUCAACCAUCAGAGACCAGCAACGUCGGGCUUUAGAGUUGUGGGAAAGUUGGAAAUAUGACAAAUUAGUAAAGAGUCAACACAAGAUGGUGUUCAAAAGAUAUUCAGUGCAAAGGUGGUGAUAUUAAAAAACGGUUGAGUCUAGGACAAGAAGGAGAUGCACCUUCAAACGCAUAGGUAGAGAUCGACUUCCCGGUGCCUGAUAGACUGCCUUAGUCUGCAGAAGCUUCAUUAUCGAUUGCCAGUACGUGUUUUGAGUUGGACAUAGAGUCUGUUGUGUUGUGGUGUAUAUACACCCUUGUAUGUUAUAGAUACUCCACAGUUUGUAUAAGCUUUAGGAGCUGUAGUUGUGUAAAUUUUGUUGGUUAUAUUUUGAUUAUGGUGUCUUUAGGUUUACUCGUGAAAUCGGUAAAUUUUGAGGUACACUUCAUGUAUGUGUUUAACUAGCCUAGGAUCCGCUGUGUUUUGUGGCAUGUACAACAGUUUAUAUACUAGAUUGGCAAGUUCAUCACAUGAAAGUUUUAAGCAGAGUCGACAGAUACAAGUACAGAAAAGCGUUGUUCGUCGGCUUCACGCCAUCUUUCGGUCUAAGGUAGCAGGUAGUCCGGGAGGGGGUGUGACAAUGUACUGCCAAUUUUUGUAGAUUGUAAGUUGCAACUCUUCCAGGGUUAGCAAGGAAGCACAUCA
This is a messenger RNA of Cucumis melo (muskmelon), 3887 nucleotides long. RefSeq lists its product as uncharacterized. Lineage: Eukaryota; Viridiplantae; Streptophyta; Magnoliopsida; Cucurbitales; Cucurbitaceae. The record is from RefSeq and is a predicted model, not a curated record. Bases 2528 to 3322 code for a protein of 264 amino acids. The transcript is spliced from 5 exons.